AUGAUUGUUCUUCUCGCCACUACUGAGAACAAGAACAGCGCUCCGAGCGUCUUUGUAGAGUUUCAGAACACUUCUGGGUGGCCAACCGACGGGAUCGCCUUCUGGGUGGGCAUCAUUACGGCGUGCGCCGGGUUUGGCGGCAUCCAUUCCGGUGUCAUGUUCAGUCAGGAGACCAGAGACGCAGCAAACAACAUCCCUAGAGCACUCCUGUACUCGCUGAUUAUCAACGCACUGCUCUGCCUUCCUUGGGUGCUUGCAUUGCUCUUCUGUACCGGCAGCUUGGAUUUACUCCUGCAGUCUCCAGUUAUGACCUUUACAGUCGGCGCUGGUGCGAGCAUGAACCUCGUCGGCUCAGCCGGGCGCGCCAUCCACUCGGCCGCCUUGAAUGGCGCGCUGCCCCCGGUAUUGUCCAAGAUUCAUCCAAAGUGGAAUGUUCCGGUGCGGGCUCUAUUGGUGACAUUUGUUGCCCUGUGUCUGAUCUGUCUGAUCUACAUAUGGAACACUACGGCCUUCUUUGCCUUUUUGUCAGCCUUUCUAAUCCUACAGAUGGUUUCGUAUAUCAUUCCCAUCGGGCUGCUGAUGUACCGAUCGAUCGGCGGAGAGUUUGAACUGGGGCCCUGGCAAAUAGGCCGGUUCCGUGUUAUCGUUCACACCAUGUCAGUGGUAUGGUGCGGCUUCCUCAUCGUUUUCCCGUCAUUUCCGACAACACUGCCGGUGAAGGCGUCCAACAUGAAUUACUCGAUCGUUAUCGUUGCAGGCAUCUUCGCUUUUGCGACCGUUCUUUACUUCACUUACGCUCAGGGCCGGUUUACGGGGCUGAAGUUGGAAACCUUGAUCGGCAUCAGGGCUGGCGAGAAAUGA
This is a messenger RNA of Colletotrichum chrysophilum, 861 nucleotides long. RefSeq lists its product as uncharacterized. NCBI's taxonomy places the organism in Eukaryota, Fungi, Ascomycota, Sordariomycetes, Glomerellales, Glomerellaceae. The transcript is spliced from 3 exons. Gene Ontology annotation, biological process: transmembrane transport. Gene Ontology annotation, molecular function: transmembrane transporter activity. Bases 1 to 861 code for a protein of 286 amino acids. The record is from RefSeq and is a predicted model, not a curated record. Gene Ontology annotation, cellular component: membrane.